Rhea pennata is the source of this 645-nucleotide messenger RNA. Its product is annotated as claudin-4-like. Gene Ontology annotation, biological process: bicellular tight junction assembly; cell adhesion. The coding region runs from base 1 to 645 and encodes 214 amino acids. Gene Ontology annotation, molecular function: structural molecule activity. The transcript has a single exon. The record is from RefSeq and is a predicted model, not a curated record. Gene Ontology annotation, cellular component: bicellular tight junction; plasma membrane. Lineage: Eukaryota; Metazoa; Chordata; Aves; Rheiformes; Rheidae.
AUGGCGACGGCGACGAUGCAGCUAAGCGGUCUGGUGCUGGCUAUGCUGGGCUGGCUCGGCACCAUCCUCACCUGCGCACUGCCCAUGUGGAAAGUGACAGCCUUCAUUGGCUCCAACAUCGUGGUGGCCCAGGUCUUCUGGGAAGGGCUGUGGAUGAACUGCGUGUAUGAGAGCACGGGGCAGAUGCAGUGCAAGGUGUACGACUCGCUGCUAGACCUAACCUCCGACCUGCAAGCGGCCCGCGCCCUCGUGAUCACCUCUAUCAUUGUGGCCUUCUUCGCCUUCCUCACCGCCAUCACAGGUGCUGAGUGCACCCGCUGCGUGAAUGACAAGGGGGCCAAGAUGAGGAUCUCCAUUGUGGCAGGCGCCAUCUUCAUCGUGGCUGGCAUUGUGCUGCUCAUCCCCGUGUCCUGGUCCGCUAAUACCAUCGUCAGCAACUUCUACAACCCCAUGGUACCUGAAGCACUCAAGAGAGAGCUGGGGGCUGCCCUGUACAUAGGCUGGGCUUCUAGUGCCCUCCUGCUUUUUGGUGGAGGCAUCUUGUGCUGCUCCUGGCCCCCGGCCCAGCAGGAUCCCUACCCCAAGAAGUACAGAGCAGUGAAGACCUGUACCCCUAUGAGCUACCCCAUGAAAGACUACGUGUGA